Molecule: messenger RNA, 1641 nt
Organism: Purpureocillium lilacinum
Lineage: Eukaryota; Fungi; Ascomycota; Sordariomycetes; Hypocreales; Ophiocordycipitaceae
Biological process (GO): double-strand break repair via nonhomologous end joining
Cellular component (GO): nucleus; DNA ligase IV complex
Molecular function (GO): DNA end binding
Source: RefSeq, a predicted model, not a curated record
AUGGCCGCCGGCAGCGUGACGUGGAGGCCGCUGCCGCUGCAGUCGGCCUCUCUCCCCGUCCUGCUCGUCUCGGCCGAGAUGGGGCCGGCCUCAUACACCAUCCGCCUCACCGACAUGGCAAACUUGUGGACCGAGACCCUGGAGCGAAAGGACAUUUGCAUGCGCGGGUGGAGCGAAAACACUAGCAUCGACCCGAGCGACACGCCCGAGAACAUGGCCAAGUUCCUCGCCAGCCUCCAGUCCGCCUUGGACGCGUCCCAGCCGGGCCAUGAGAACACCAGCCUCAGCCUCUCACCGGCCAAAGAUGACCCGACCAGUGAUACCCUCACACUCAAGCUCACAUGUGAUCUGCCUGGCUUCAAACCGCUCAAGUGGCCCGUCCAUCUCCAAAAGUCACCAUGCUCCAGCCUUGCCACAGAUCUCGUGCUACCCCUGGUACAAGCCCACUACUCCAGGAAGCGCGAGGUGGAGUCCCUGAUCCAGGCCCUCGCCCAAAAGGACGCCGUGCUCAACAGGCUGUUGGACAAGCUGGACGCCAUGGGCACGGGGCUAGAGCAUGUGUUCACGGCCCUGUCGGGGCGCAAAAAAGUCACCAGGGCCGCCGCGGAGGACAAGGUCAAAGGCUUGGCUCCUUUCAACGAACCCCGGUGGAAGGCAGCUCUGGACGAUGAUGCGGACGGGCCGGGCAACGCUACGGAGCUAGUGGAAAGUGUGUUCGACGGAUCUGGUCUUCAGUACAAGUCCACCAUGGACGUUGACAAGUCUCCAGAACUGGACAGCUGGUGGCAUCACUUCAAGGGAACGUCGCAGCUUGCACAUCGACAGCAAGGAAGUGGUGCGCCGUCGCUGCCACCGCCACCUACUACCACGCGGUCUCCCUCACGCCACUCCUCCAACGCAGCCGGAGGCGACGACGAUGACGACUUUCAGGUCCAAGCCACGCCUCCCCGUCUUCGCACAAGCGGCAACACCAAAGCGGCUUCUACUGCCCAGGUUGAUGACGACGCGUCCACCGAGAGUGACGAUGAAAAGGACACCGCCGCCGUCCCCGAGAGCAAGCCCCCUGCUACGGGGACGAGAUCGUCGCAGCACUCUGAGGGCAAGAAACCUCCGUCGCGACUGGGCGCCAUCGGCGGCAAGGCUCAGAAGAAGCCGUCACACUCUCCUCAGCCCGAGCCGGCCGUGGAAGAUGUGCCUCAGGAUAUCCGCCCCGCGACCGAUGACUCGGAGACUGCAUCGGAAGCGGAAGAUGACGAUGCUGAACAGCCACAUCCUCCAAGCCCCCCACGGCCAGCGGCGGCCAGUGGAGCCAGGAAGGGUCGCCUCGGCAAGAUUGGCGGAGGAGCACCGAAAGCUCAUGCUACAGAAAGGGUGCAGACUCCACCGCCAACUACAGACGAGAAGAAAGCAGCCAAGACUCCGACACCAAAGAAGACUGGCGGUCUCGGUAGGAUUGGCGGAGGGACCUCGGCCCAGGACGACGGCAUCCGCGGUAGAGACUCGACGAGUAAGCAGCAAGAGCCGCAAGAACAGCGCCGGGAGACAUCACAAGAGCGGGCCGACCGCCGCCGCGAGGAGCUCAAGCGAGAACUGGAGCGCAAGGCCGCUGCUGGCCCAGCGAAGAAGAAGAGGCGUUUCUAA